Molecule: messenger RNA, 1419 nt
Organism: Eucalyptus grandis
Lineage: Eukaryota; Viridiplantae; Streptophyta; Magnoliopsida; Myrtales; Myrtaceae
Product: jasmonate O-methyltransferase
Biological process (GO): methylation
Molecular function (GO): S-adenosylmethionine-dependent methyltransferase activity
Source: RefSeq, a predicted model, not a curated record
UUCUAAUCAUAUAGUUCAGAGAGAGAGAGAGAGAGAGAGAGAGAGAGGGGAAGUCAUGACGGUACUUCACAUGAACAAAGGUGCUGGGGAGACUAGUUAUGCAAAGAACUCCACACUUCAGAGCAAGAUCAUAUCAGUUGCCAAACCAUUCGUGGAAGAAGCCAUCCUGGGGGUCAUGUGCUCUGACAUUCCCGAAAGUCUAGGAAUCGCAGAUUUGGGGUGCUCAUCGGGACCCAAUGCUCUGUCAGUAAUAUCCGAGGCGAUCGACAUUGUCCAUGCCAAGUGCGUGCGUAUGAGCCGCCUGUCCCCCGAGAUUAGAGUUUACUUGAAUGAUCUCCCCAGCAAUGACUUCAACAAUAUUUUCCUGUCACUACCCGAGUUCCACAAGAAGUUGAAGGUUGAUAAGAGCGCUGGGUUCAGGCCCUGCUUCGUCUCAGGUGUGCCCGGCUCCUUCUACGGCCGGCUAUUUCCAAGCAAAAGUUUGCAUUUUGUGCACUCUUCUUCAAGUCUGCACUGGCUCUCUCAGGUUCCAUCAGGCUUGAACCGCGAGGGAGGACCCCCACUGAACAAGGGGAAGUUGUACAUAUCCAAGACCAGCCCCGAGUGCGUGGCUCGAGCCUACGCGGACCAAUUCAAGCGCGACUUUUCGCGGUUUCUGGGGUCAAGGUCUGCGGAAAUGGUGACCGGUGGGCGCAUGGUCCUCACCUUAAUGGGCAGGAUCUCCAACAACCCCAGCUCUGAGUGCCUUCUGUGGGAGCUCCUUUCCCUUGCCCUCUUGGCAAUGGCAUCCGAGGGACUGGUUGAAGAAACGAAAGUGGAUUCCUUCGAUGCACCGUACUACGCUCCGUCUGCUGAAGAAUUGAAAUGCGAGAUAACAAAUGAAGGGUCGUUUGCCAUAGAUUACCUCGAGACAUUUGAAGCCAGCUGGGACUAUUUUGGCUGCGGAGAAGAGUACGUGCAGUUUAGCGGGGUGAGAGUGGCGAAGAUGGUGCGGGCGGUGGUGGAGUCGAUGCUUGAGUCUCACUUCGGUGGAGGCAUUUUGGUCGUGAUGGACGAGCUCUUCAGGAGAUAUGCAGAGAUGGUGGACGAUUAUCUAUCCAAGAAUAGGGCCAAGAACAUUUUGGUGGUCGUUUCUCUGAUUAGGAAGGAUGCGCCUCGGUCACUUUAAGUUUGGUCCAUAGAGAGAAGCUCUGUUGAUUAAAAAAAAAGUUCAUAUGAUUUCCCAAGGGGAAAAUCAGACAUCUCCCAUGGAGAUUUGGCUGCCACACAGUCUCGAAGGAUGUGGGCUGGUGUUUCACCGACUGGAUUGCGAAAAGCACAAGAAACAUUAAAUAUGGAAUACCUCUGCGUGCAAGGUUGCUCUUCCAAGCAAUAAUGUUAUGACAACGAAGUCGAAUGAAGUUCUGGGUUUUAGAUAAA